Messenger RNA from Haliotis rubra (blacklip abalone), 7223 nucleotides. RefSeq lists its product as uncharacterized. NCBI's taxonomy places the organism in Eukaryota, Metazoa, Mollusca, Gastropoda, Lepetellida, Haliotidae. Gene Ontology annotation, cellular component: plasma membrane. The transcript is spliced from 46 exons. The coding region runs from base 325 to 7131 and encodes 2268 amino acids. Gene Ontology annotation, molecular function: serine-type endopeptidase activity; protein binding. The record is from RefSeq and is a predicted model, not a curated record. Gene Ontology annotation, biological process: proteolysis.
UCGUUAAUUGGACCUGAAGCACUGCGGGUGAAACGCUACACUCCAGAGCAUGUUUCCAACACAAAAUGGCAGCGGAAUGCCUUUAAAGUAUCUACCGUAACAGGAAAUUCUUGAGAUGUCAGGAAUUUAUCAUCAGACAAAAACGCCAUUGGUUGUUGACACUGUGACAUGUUAAACACGUGCGCAGAGAGACGGUUGAACUCCUUCUUGUUUUUAUCAGUGGAUUAAGGGUUGGUCGGUCUUGUGUGUGUUGUCCGUCGGUCUGUCCAUCUGUAUGUCCGUCUGGAUGAAUGUGGGGUGUUUUCAUCCCUUCCCUGUUUAUCCAUGCAUGAUCCAGGGUUGUGUCGGGACAACAGGCGAGACUAUGUUAGUGGGCCCGCCACUGACGAGCAAGUCGGCCUUCUUCAAAAAUACACUGUGACAGAGGAUACCAAUGGAGGCUAUUUUACCGAUAACCUGCGUUCAUCGGCUGUGCUUGACGGUUCUAAUUUUACAAAUGAAAAACUCAAGCCUGAGGAUAAUGGACAGCCCCCGUUUGCUCCCCCACCCCAUUCGCCCGGCCACGCCCUUCCGCCGAAAGAUGAUGGGGGAAGGAAGUUAUGUGCCCGGAAUAUCCGAACACGUGAAGUGAUUCUUAUAGUGAUUGGUUGUGUGUUACUUAUCGGGGCCGCCGUCGGCACAGCUGUCGCCAUCAUUCUGAGUCAGGCAGAUUCAUCGUCUUCAUCAGCAUCAACUACAUCAUCUCCGUCCACAUCAUCAUCAUUAACAACACCAGCACAUAUAUCAUACGAUGGCAGUUUAACGUUACAGCAAGAAUGGAAGGGUACGGAGAAAGAGUUAAACACAAACUUUUCAAGUGAGAUGGAUAUCAUAGUAGAAGACACGCCUUUAGAGGAAUCUUACACAGGCUCUAAUGUCCGGAGUUAUAGCGAGGAAACUAGCCAGUUAGCGUUCACUCUGUUUUUCACAUCCGGGCUACUGGACUUAGAGGUACCUACCCCUAGCCCGGGGGUAACCGACCGGCACGGGUACUUCAUCGAGAACCAGCUCAGGGACUCCGUAGCCAGCAAGGACAGCUCCCUGGGGAUAGAUUCAAAAACUAUAGAAAUUGUUGAACACAUUCCAAGUUCUUCAUUAUCAUCAACGACAGCUUCAUCAACAUCAGAAACAACAUCGUCAUCAGUAUCAACAUCAACGACAUCACCAUCAACAUCAUCAGUGGCACCAUCAACAUCAACUCUUUCCACAACAGCAUAUCCAUCUUCGUCCGUUACAACACAAACGACGACGACAUUAAAGAGUACUACUACUACGGUGCCGUUACCUCCACCGCAAUGUUCCCCUCUUGCCUUCGAACUGUGCCGCAGCGUCGGUUACAACGUCACCUACUUGCCCAACAUGUGGGGGAGCCCUACAGAAGACCAGGCCAUCUCACAUUUCUACCAGAUCGUCAACAACACCCUGCAGUCUGAAUGCUCCCCUCUCACUCUGUUUUACUUCUGUGGACUUUUCUUCCCUGAGUGCAACAUUUACCAUCAAUUUAUCUACCCUUGUGUCGAAGUGUGUGAGGCUGUCAACCGAAAUUGCAUCGAGGAAAACACCCUUCGCAUUAACUGCAGCUUCUACAACACCACUAAUCCAUGUCUGUCACCACCGUCCUCGCUCACAACGACGGUAGCACCUGUCACCACCACUCGACCUGACUCUUGUACAGCUUUGACUUCCGACACUUGUAGAAACGUGGGCUACAACCGGACUUUUCUUCCUAAUGUGAUGCUUCAUGGUUCCAUGGGGGAUGCUGUGGACGGCUUCAACAUGCUUCCGGAAACAAUGGUGAACUCCAAUUGUUCCCACCUUGUGACUUUCUACCUCUGUGGAUUAUACUUCCCUGAGUGCAGCGAGGAUGGAAAACCGUUAUAUCCUUGCAAGUCUGUGUGUGAAGAGCUUGCUGCCACCUGUGGGUCGUCCGUUACCAUGUUUGGCUGUGACUUCCAUGACAGGUACGACAACUGCAUCGCUGCACCCAACAACAACAACUACUACUACUACAACUAUUACCACGACCACUACUGUACCAACUACAACAACACCAGCUGUGGGUAUAAAUGCAUCGUGUUUGAAGAAGAGUUAUGUAACAAGAUCGGAUUUAACCGGACGCGCCUGCCCAACGUGUUCACAUCAGCUACAAUAGACGUUGCCAAACGGUAUUUCGCCGGAUUUCCGAAGAGUAUAGUCCAUGCAGAGUGCUCCCCCUUGACUGAAUUUUAUAUCUGUGGUUUAAUAUUUCCAAAAUGUGGAGAUGACGGGCAGAUGCUGCAGCCGUGUAGAAAUGUCUGCCAAGCGAUACGGCGAGACUGUACUACCUCAGUGUCCCUGUUUGACUGUGAAGGGGAGAUGUUCAGCGACACUAACUGCCUCAAGCCUCCACCUGAACUACUUACAACAACAACCACAUCGACAACAACCACGUCGACAACCACAACAACAACGACAGCCCAUCCUGCGGUCUGUACAAACAUGGCACCGUUUACCAAAUGUGCAGAUUUGGGGUAUAACACGACCAUAUUUCCAAAUCUGUUUGGAGAUAGAACCAUGGCUACUGCAGUUGUAAACUUUGAUUCUUUUGCGGGACCAAGUCUUCAGAAUAACUGCUCCUCCAUCGGACUCGACUUCUACUGUGCCCUGCUCUUCCCUAGAUGCGAGGAAACACCUGGCUUCAAGGGGAUGCAACCUUGCAAAGACUUUUGUGACGCUGUGGUGGAGAGCUGUGCGAGUUACAUGCCCUUUCCAUUUGAUUGUAACUACCUCCCAACCGACCGGACCAAGUGCAUCGGAGCGCCCUACACCCCACCCACUCCGGGACCACCUCAGUGUGUGAACCAGACGUUUGGUUACUGUCGAGAGGAAGGGUUCACCAACACCCGCCUCCCUAACUGGUUCUCGGAGACAGCCUCGGGGUCAGUGGUGGCCUACAACCAGUAUGGCAAGUCCACUAUAGAGUCCGGUUGUUCCUACAUGGCCAAGUUCUUCUACUGUGGGAUAUUCUUCCCCCAGUGUGAAGAGGACGGAAAUGUCACCUUACCCUGCCGGAGCGUGUGUGACGAAAUGACAGCUAAGUGUGGCUCAGUGUGGAGUUUCCCCAUGGACUGUCGAGUGUUUCCCAAUGACACAGAGAAGUGUCUCCACCCCCCGGCCCCACCCACUACAACCACAGCAGUGGCCCCUCCCACCACCCAACCCCUAGCUGGGUGUCGACGGAUGACGGUGGACCUGUGCAAGGUGUUCGGCUACAACAUAACCUACCUCCCCGACGGCUGGGCCUACACGUCCCUGGAGGAAGCCUUCAAGGCGUAUGAGAAUUACGGGGAAAGGGGCGUGGCUCUCGGGUGUUCCCAGAACGCCAUGUUUUACUUCUGCUCCGUCCUGUUUCCACCGUGUGUUAACGGCAAGAAGCAGAUGCCAUGCAGGGACAUAUGUCAAGACAUCAACGACAACUGUCUGUGGACGAAAGACCUGUUCCGGCAAGAUUGUGCUAUUCUGUCUGAUCCAAACGAAAGCACCUGCAUCAGACCUCAGCCGAAAAGACAAUGUAGGUCGGACGAAUUUUCAUGUUUUGGCACCAACAAGUGUGUACCGAAGUACUCCGUCUGCGACCGAAACAACGACUGUGGCGAUUGGUCGGAUGAGAAGAACUGUCCGGCCUGCAAUGAGUUCCAGUACAGGUGUGAGAUGGGGUUCUGCAUCAAGUCCUAUCAGAGAUGUAACGGCGUAGUUGACUGUCCAGACCGGAGUGAUGAGAUCAAUUGUACGUGUAAUAAUGGACAAUACCCCUGCACUGAUGGGACCUGUAUAAUGUCGGAGUGGGUAUGUGAUGGAGACAACGACUGCAGCAACGGGAAGGAUGAAGCUGACUGUGGUGCGUGCAGGAGGUCAGAGUUCGCCUGUCGGAGUGGCGAGUGUCUGCCGCUAGACCAGCACUGUGACGGCACUCCUCAGUGUGUUGACCACUCGGACGAGAGCCAGUGUAUCUUUGCUCCUGAAGAAAAGCGUCCGUUCAGCCUGAAGUUCGAGCAGGAAGGUCUGAUCCCAGUGUGUGCCUCGAACUUUAACGCCACUCUGGCGGACCUGGCCUGUAAGAAGCUGGGGCACACAGGUCAUCAAGAAUGGCGGACGGUCAGGCAUGUUGUAUUUGCCUAUGCAGUCAUUGAUGGCGUGGGUCCAGAGACAACUGUCAUCGGGCGUGCCACAAUCAGAGGAAGCUGUCCUGGUUCAUCGGCAGUAGUUUUAAAAUGUCACCCUAAAGAAUGUGGACAUCCAAAACCCCACCGCGUCUCCUACAUUGUCAACGGCAACAACGCCAUCGUCGGAGAUUGGCCUUGGCAGGCCUCCAUACAGAGGAAGGGAAAACACUUCUGCGGGGGCGCCCUCGUCAGCCCCAACUUCAUCGUCACGGCCGCUCACUGUGUAGAGGCCUACACAAGCGACCACAGAAACAUUGAGGUGGUUCUUGGAGCCUCUAACGUCAGUGCAAAGGAACCACAGCAACAACGCCACAACGUCAAGAGUCUGACCAUCCACAACCACAUCUACCACCAGAAGAACGACAUCGCCCUUGUCGAGAUCGACGGCACCGUCAACUACACCGACUACAUCCGGCCUAUAUGUCUUCCGGGCAAGGACGAUGUGUUCACGAAGACUACCAAGUGUUUCGCAGCCGGAUGGGGAAUGACCAAGGCAGACGGCCCUGCCUCCCAGUGGUUGAAGGAUGCCAAGAUGCGACUGUGGAACACGGCCAAGUGUAACGGGUCCUACGCCUGGAACGGUGCUAUCAGCGAGACCCACCUGUGUGCCGGCUACUACUCAGGCCUCAUCUCCAUCUGCGUGGGUGACAGUGGCGGCCCUUUGAUGUGCCAGACUAAUGACAACAACUGGAAGUUGGUGGGUGUGGCCAGCUACGUGGCCAGAGGCUGCAACGUCCCCGCUCGCCCAUCUGUCUUCAGUGACGUGAACGUCUUCAAAGAGUGGAUUGAAGACAAAAUAGAGUGCAAGUUCCGCUGCAGGAAUGGCAACUGUAUAUUUGACCGGGAGAAACUAUGUGACCGGAAGAACGACUGUGGAGACAACUCGGACGAGAUCGAACUCUGUAACACCUCUGUCAACUGCACAUUUGAUGACAAGUUUCUGUGUGGUUACAACGGCAGCUGGCAUCUUCGCACUCAGAGCGACUACGACAACCGUUAUCCACUUUACGACCACACAUACGGCGCCUAUCCAGGUAUGUUUAUGAUCGCCAAGUCUCGCGGGAAGACCCUAGCGUCCCCCCGUUUCACCAUCAACACCACCCACUGUGCCAGCUUCUACUACCACAUGCGGGGACCAGUAACUGGCGGACUUCAGGUGUGGACUCACAGGCUACCGGAACAGGGUCAGAAUGACUGGUUACCCGUCUUCCGAAGGAACCAGUACAUGGGCGAAGACAACUGGGUGCGGGGGGAGUUCACAAUCACCCCUGACUCCUAUGAGAUUGUCUUCUUCUCUGAUGAGCAGGGUAGGAUUGCUGUCGAUGAUUUCAUGCUGGUACCUGGAGCCUGUGCCGACAGUGGUUGCCCUGACGACAUGGUGGCGUGUACUUCCGGUCUCACACUGCAGUGUAUCAAGAAGAGCAUGCAGUGCAACAUGGUGGCUGACUGUGAGAAAGGGGAGGAUGAGUCGCGGUGUACGGCGCCAUCUUUGUCAUGUGACUUCGAGAGCGGGCUGGAGUGUGGACUGAGACAGGCGACGGAUGAUGACACACAUGCCGAAUGGAGAAUGAUGAAUGCCUCAAUCUCGGACAGAAAGGUCACUGACAAUACCUUCCGGAACGCAUCAGGUGUCAUGCUGCUGUUGGACACCAACUAUCUUCUGGAGGACAAGGAGGUGAAGAUGCACCAGAAUCUCAUCCUCAACCAGCCCAACAGCUGUCUCAAGUUCAGUUACUACAGCAAGUCACCAGGUUCCAUGGAGAUUACGUACACUAGGAACGGUUCCGGUGUCGCCAAUCUCCUAUGGGAUAUCAAGAACAGGCGAACCCUCGGUUGGGCGAACACGCAGGUGGACAUCCCCGUCUCCGGCAGCAUCAAGCUGGAGUACACCGUCAUCGGUGGUGUAUACGACCUCACCUACAAACCCUUCAUUGCAAUAGACGACAUCCACAUAACUGAGGGAACCUGUGGUCUGUUUGACUGUGAACCAGACCUGAUGCCAUGUACUUCUGAGAACUAUUGCCUACCGAUGACCAGUUUCUGCGACCGUCGUGUUGAUUGUAAUGACGCCAGUGACGAAGCCGGAUGUACAUGCACUCCGGAAGAGUUCAAGUGUCCUGACGGUCCAUGCAUACCGAUGGAGAAGACCUGUGACCGGCACAAGGACUGUUUGGACGACAGGGAUGAAGCAGAUAUAUGUGCGCAUCUUGUGUCCGUCAGCUGUGAUUUUGAAAACCACUUUCUCUGUGGUUACACAUUUAACGAUACAGCCUAUAAGUGGGCGCAGCGUGCAGGGGAGACAAUCACGCCCAGCACUGGACCAAAGUCGGACCAUACCUACGGAAAUAAAACAGGUCAUUACAUCUACGCUGACGGCACCGAUGGGGUCACAAAUGCGGUAACCACACUGGAGUCGCCUACAUUCGCCUCCACCGGCAACGGCGUUGUGUUCUACUACCAGAUCUACAGCGCGUUCCAACAGUACCCUCAGUUCCGGAAGAUGCACCUGGGCAACCUGACGGUGAAAGUCCAGGACAAUACUAAUGGCGCCGUCACGGUUAUGUUUCAAGACAAAGCCGAUGGCAAUCAGAGAUGGAAGCAUCACUGUGUGGACCUACCUGUGUCGCAGAACCUCACACUGAUAUUCGUAGCGCAGAGAGGCAAUAGGACGCAAGCCGAUGUGGCACUGGAUGAUGUGAAACUUUUAAGUAACAGUUGCAGGGACGAAAUCAUCAAUCCUCUUCCCACAAUCGCGACAACUGCCGCACCAGGAGACGGUUGCCAAGAAGGAAAGCGGAUGUGUAACAAUGGGAUGUGCGCCCCUAAAGAAUACUUCUGUGACAGUGUCCCGUACGAUUGCGUGGACAACAGUGACGAGCUCAACUGCUAAACACGUGUACAUUUUGCCUGCUUUAUUCUGUGAUAUCUCGGAAAACAACCACCAGCAGAUCUGAAACAUCGGUAAAAAUCCAGUACUCCAAA